Theobroma umbraticum is the source of this 1325-nucleotide messenger RNA. Its product is annotated as etoposide-induced protein. Gene Ontology annotation, cellular component: endoplasmic reticulum. NCBI's taxonomy places the organism in Eukaryota, Viridiplantae, Streptophyta, Magnoliopsida, Malvales, Malvaceae. Gene Ontology annotation, biological process: macroautophagy. The record is from RefSeq and is a predicted model, not a curated record.
AGUCUUCAGCCUUGUCUGUCUGUCAAAAUUCUCGGAGAGAGGUUGAAAGCGUUCUCUUUCUCUUUCCGCUUAUUAUUCUAAAAAAUGGAAGAUAGAAAGCUGUUAAUAAAAAUUACGAGAACGACAUUAAAACAAGCAUCGUUUUUAUGGGCGGAUGGUUUUAGAGAAGCUUGUUGUCUUCACAGAGUUAUUGUUCUUUGCCGCAGGUCGAGACGGCUCUUAAUUAGAACCGGACAGUGUUUUCUUUUAAAUGGUUUCAUUUUCUUAGGAAGUUUGUUUGUCCUAAACUCUGUUGUUAUCCCAAUACUACGAUGGAUAUUGCCUGAUCAACGCUCGCAGAUCAGUUAUGGAGGAACGUCUGCAUUUGAUGGUGUCUUAAAUUUUUAUUCCCUCUUACGUGGGUUACUCGUACAACUAUUUUAUGUAUUUUGGUUCUAUCCCUUGUACGUCUUCAGCUUUAUUCUGAGCAAUCUCUGGUACAAUGACAUUGCUAAGCAUGGUUUCGCUGCAAUGGGAAGAUCUGGACCUUCUGUGGUGGAAUCCUCAAAACAGAAUGAUGCAUUGAACUCAGACAGCAAAAUGCAUGCAGCAAAGCCUGCUGGCCUUGGAUGGAUCAUGAUUGAAAUAGGGGAGCAGGUAUAUUCGGUGCUUCUUUUGAGUUUCUUUUUCUUAGAGGUUUAUGCCACAGGAUUUAUACCCUAUGUUGGAAAGGCACUCAAUUUUCUACUUCUUUCUUGGAUGUAUGCCUAUUACUGUUUCGAGUACAAGUGGAACUUUUCUGAAUGGGGUCUGGAGAAAAGGCUAGACUUCUUUGAAACUAAUUGGGCAUUCUUUGCUGGUUUUGGAAGCCCUUGUGUUCUGGCAAUUUUCUUUUUCUCACCUCUUGUGAGCUAUGGUGUUAUGGCCAUACUCUUUCCUCUGUUUGUUCUUACUGCAACAGGCACAGAGGCAGAGCAAGUUAUUUCCACUCAAAAAGGAAAAUGGACUGGUGCAAAACUGGGGAGGGUUCCAGUAUUUUAUGCAGUCGACCAUUUACUGAGGCGGGUCUUGUCCCUCUUCCCAUUGGAAUCUCAAAAACAAGCACUAGACAACAAGUCACUUUAACAAAUUCUGGCUUAUGCUCUCACAAAUUCUUGAUAGAGAGUCCAUUUCUGCAAGGUAUGAAUAUUUUGACUGGCAGUUGCCCUGCUUUUCUUCACAACACUGCAAUGGCUGAGCAUCAUAUCAUUUUUGUUGUAUCUUUGUGUACAUAUAAGUAUGUAAAAAUGUGUAUUCUGCCUUUCUAAGAUUAUCAAAAGUGUGUACAGUAUUUGGUUUAUAAUAAA